UAUGGGGCUUUGGUUAAUUUCUCUCGUUGUGUAUGUGAGAUCUGCUCUAUUUUUCAAUUUCUGAUUAAUUAAAAAUCCCUCUUCAAUUCUUUUUAAUUAAUGCUUUCACGAGAAAAUGAAUAAAAUCCAAUUUUAAUUUUUCGUAAAUUUCGUGAAAUUUUUGAAAAAUGUUUUUUUUAAGUAUAAAGUCACAAUUAAGAUUGUUUUAUUUCAAAAGAAAACAGAAAAGUUGUGAAAAUUUUAUUCAUAAGAUUGCAAAAAAUACAAAUAGUUGUACGCAACUAGUUGCAUACAACUCAAUAUACUUGUUGCCCAUUGAGUCCAUGGAAACCAAAUUUAAUAUUUACACCGGUAAACGAAUUUUGUGAAUUUUCCUUAAUUAUUGAAAGAGCUCCAAGAACAAUGGACCGAAAUCCCGAAGUAUCUUCAUUCCUCGAAGAAGAAGAAAGGUUGGCUAAAUUCGGUAGAAAGGAUAAAGAUGGGCAAACACCGAAUGCAGAGAAGGAAGAAGAAGUCAUCGGGCCGGUAUCUUCAGAUUCUGACUCUGAUGAUUAUGAAUUAAUUCAGAAUUUCAGUGAAAAACGUGGCAAAGAUAUCCUGUUCAAUCAACUGAAUUACACAAAAAUUAUUCUUGACUUAGAGCUUCAAAAGGAACUUUGCCUGGAAGUUGGUGUCAAUAUAUCGGAUGAAUUUCCUUGGAAACUGAUGAAAAAGGAAAUUCUGGAGGAUUAUCUAACAGACAAUCAUCCUGAAACUGAAAUUCUUCGAAAUAAACUCAAUCAAUUGGACAACGACAGUGUUAUCCUUGUUGGGUAUCUAUCAGACUUUGCUGAGGAGGGAACAUUUAUCGUGUACGACGAUGCUGAAUCCGCUAGGACUGCUUCUCGUGUUGUUGAACAACUGGAAGCUCUCCAGAGGCAUAAGCUGAAGAGGAGAUUAACGAAAAUUCCACGAAAAUGGGAAUGCCUCGGAAGCGACAAGGAAGUUAAUGAAUACGCUCCACGCAAGCGUGAUAAUAUCGUGAAUGUGCAGAUUCAGAGCACAUAUCCUGUACGUCUUGGAAGGGAAAUGAAGCUCGAGCAACGCUUCUGUGAUGAUGCUAGGGAUGGAUAUGUUGAGCUUGUAGCUGGGAAGAAAGUCUUUGAUAACAUUUACAAGAGCCGAAUUGAUUCAUUCAUCCAAUGUGCUCCGAUGCGCGUUAAUUUGGAGCAACAAACAGAUCCGACCUUUCCCACAAAUGCCUGGUCACAGUACAUCUACGUCAUUGAGCGUGAAAGACGUGAAAAGUUGGAGGCAGAACUUAAGGCAAAAGCCGCCGAAGAAGCUGCUGCAGGUGGUGAAGUGGAAGAAGAGGAGACCGAGGAGGGAGAACAAACAACCCCAGAAAUCAAAACUGUUGUCCUAUCGCGGCAGAUUGAGGAAUUCUUAGCUGCAUUAGAAUUCAAUCAAGUUGAUAUGUAUCGUAAUGAUUACAUUCUUGCCAGAUCGAAGCGUCUCUCACCCUUCCAAGUGCCGCAUUUGGCGGAGAAGUUCUGCUUCGCCGACAUCUCCAAGACUUCUGGACGAAGAGUUCAAUGUAUUGAAUGGCAUCCAACUGUUUCGGGGGUUUUUGUGGCAUCAUAUGCCUUUGAUACACCAUCCGUGAAAAUUCCCACCAGUGACACCACAGAUCUCAUAAAUAGGAUUGUUCUGCAACCCAAUUAUGUUCUUAUGUGGGCUUUUGAUGACACAUUGUCUCCAAAAUUGCAACUGGAAGCCCCCAGAGAAGUUUGUGUCCUUUCAUUUUGUCCUUUCGAUCCAACAAUCCUAGUUGGAGGCCUCGUGAAUGGACAAAUAAUUAUUUGGGACCUCAAAGAUAGGCUAACAGAUUGUGACUCUGAGGAGCUUUUAACGCCCAAACAGGCGAGGAACCGUGAAUUGAUGAAGGAAUUCCUUCGAUGGACUAACACAAAGAAUCAAUAUCUGUUCGUUCGUAGAGCAACAAUUAGUGCUCUGGAAUAUUCUCAGCAGGGUCAAAUCACCGGAAUUCGUUGGCUAAACUCCCACCAUAUGAUCACAACUGGUGGUGAAAUCCGAGAAAAUGAGAAAGAAAGUAAUAGAAUUUUUGUAACUGCCUCCCUAGAUGGGACUGUGGCAUUUUGGGAUCUUCUUCAUCCCGAAAAGUGCCUGGACAGAAGGACACCAACAAAGAAGAAACAACUCAAUCUUCCUGCGAGUAUUUCCGAAGGAAUGUCCGAAUAUGCUAAAUAUGAUCGGCUAUUUCGUCCUCAGAACAUGAUCAGUGUUAAGAAACCUAUUUCAGCAAUGAUCUUCAAUGAUGCCCAAUUUCGUAUGGAACCUAUAGGAUCCACUAAUAGAGCUCUCACCAUUAAAAUCCCUUUCAGGAUGAUCCCUUUGCCACCGCUAAAAAUAGAACCGAGAGAUGAAGUUGACGAAGAGGAAAUUGAGGAGGAAUUCAAUCCUCUAAAUUGCUUCUACAUCUCAACGAGUCUUGGUGAGAUUUACGAAGUGAAAUGGAAGGGACAUGAAACCGAUCCUCAGGCAGUAAUCAAUCGUGAUCAAGGAAAUCUCACGCAAAGCUUUGCUCCCAUUCACGAUGGUCCAGUUGUAGUGUUGGAGAGGAAUCCCUUUAUCCCAGAUGUAAUUUUGUCAAUUGGAACGAGAGUCCUCGCAAUCUGGCGCCUCGAUACACCACAAACACCCAUCUACUACCGUCGGCGUCCAGCAGCUCUUGUCUCAGCCAAGUGGAGCAUUCGACGUGCUGCCGUUUUCUUCAUUACCCGCGACGAUGGUGACAUUGAGAUAUGGGAUUUGCUCAAUCAAACUCAAUCCCCCACGCUUGUGGAGAGCAUUGGUAGCCAGAUAGUGACGACAAUAGUGCAGCAAAAGCUCCCACUGAUGCAGGAUGUCGUGGCAAUUGGCGACUUCAACAGUAACAUUCGCAUUCUCGUCAUUCCACCACCUCUCGCGACAGCCACACCUGACGAAGUCAACCAUCUCGAUCGUCUAAUUGGCAGUGAGAUUGAUCGCCGCAGGCAUUUGGCUAACUUACAGGCGGAAUGGUUUGCCGCCAAUGAAGACAUUAUUGCGGCAAAGCGUCAAAUGGAGCUCGAUGCACGCGAGGCGGAAGAGCGACGUCAACGUCUGGCCAGAGAUCAAGAGGACGCAAAACGCCUCAGGGAGGAGAAGGAGGCACGUAGGCGUGCAAUGAGAGACAAGAAAAAGAUCACCUUUGACCUACCGCAGCAGCUAAAUCGAAAGUGGGACGAAAUGAAUUUGAUGCGUCUCAUGAAAAUGAUAAUGACGAUGAAGAAAUUCAAUCCAGAUCAGGUGGCACAACAAAUUGCCCCAGAAAAGGAAAGAUUGGAGUAUGAACGCACAAAAAAGGCCACAAUUCAGCAAUCUUUUGCAAAAGUCGAUGAGGAGCUCAUUGCAAUACGGCAGAGAUUGAUGCCCGUGCAGGAGACUCUUGUUGAUCGACGGACAUUGAUUAAGGAUUUGCUUGAGGAGAUUCUCAAGCAGGAAUUUGAUUAUGCUGCCUUUGAGAAAAGUACUCUCAUGGAAAUUGCGGAAUAUAAGAAGAAUGGUUCUCUCAAAUUCAAUGAUAUCCUCGCGAGAGGACAAAAGAGCAGAGAAAUUAUAAAUAAGAGCUUUGGAAACACCCUUCAUCAAGAUCUUUAUGAAGAGCAAAAAAGAUUCCGCCAGGGCUACAGGAAGUCCACUCAGGAUCCGGCAUCUCGUGUGGAGUCAUCAAGAGCAAGUCGUCGUGCUCGAUCAGUCACAUUUCCCGAUGAUGUUAAAUCUGACGAGUAAAAGCGAUCAAAUGUUUAAAUUUCUCUAUAUACGCAACAAAUUGCUCCAUCACCCCGCUAAAAUUGCAAUUGGCAACAGACAAUCCAAUUUUGUGUCCAAUUUUCCCCAUUCUUCCGAUCUUUUUGUACCCAAGCUUUUUUUCUGUUUUCCUUCAAAAGGUUGUUUUUUGUGUGGAAAAAAGUCGUGUACUACGUGUCUUCACCAUUCUCUUCUGCACAUGAGUGUGAAAAAAAAGACGUAAGGUAACUAAUAAAAAUGUAUUGAAAUUGCAAAAAAAAAACGAAGAAAAAUAAAAAGAAUG
Messenger RNA from Lutzomyia longipalpis, 4114 nucleotides. RefSeq names its product dynein axonemal intermediate chain 3 (gene mmm). Gene Ontology annotation, cellular component: inner dynein arm. The transcript has 4 exons. Lineage: Eukaryota; Metazoa; Arthropoda; Insecta; Diptera; Psychodidae. The record is from RefSeq and is a predicted model, not a curated record. Gene Ontology annotation, biological process: cilium movement involved in cell motility; inner dynein arm assembly. Gene Ontology annotation, molecular function: dynein heavy chain binding; dynein light chain binding. The coding region runs from base 403 to 3813 and encodes 1136 amino acids.